AUGAAGAACACCUUUAUCUUAAAUCAGAGUUUUCAGAGGGCUUUGGAUUUUGAAAAGCGGAGACAGUUUACUCUGAAAGUGGAAGCCAGCAAUCCUCACGUGGAUCCCAGAUUCCUCUAUCUGGGACCCUUCAAGGACAUUACUACUGUCAGAAUUCAAGUAGAGGACGUAGAUGAACCUCCAAUCUUCAGCAGACCAGCUUAUAUAUUAGAAGUAAAGGAAGAUGUCCUGAUAAAUACCGUCAUUGGAGCCGUAACAGCCCGGGAUCCUGACAGUGCAAAGAACCCCAUCAAAUAUUCUGUGGAUCGGCACACUGAUAUGGACAGAAUAUUCAACAUCGAUUCGGGAAAUGGAUCGAUAUUUACUUCCAAACCUCUUGACCGAGAAAUGUUAUUGUGGCAUAACAUUACAGUAAUAGCUGCUGAAAUCAACAACCCCAAAGAAAGCAGCCAAGUCCCAGUAUUUAUUAAAGUCCUGGAUGUGAACGACAACGCCCCAGAGUUUGUCAUGUUUUAUGAGACCUUCGUCUGCGAGAAUGCAAAAGCUGAGCAGUUUAGAAUGCUGCGUGUAUGCUAUGAAGACGAUGAUUGCACAUUUCUCCUGAUACAGCAAAUUUCCUUUGAUGGCUCAGUUACCGUGGUGCUGUUUGCCGCACUGAGACGGCAAAGGAAGAAAGAGCCUUUGAUCAUCUCUAAAGAGGACAUCCGAGAUAACAUUGUCAGUUACAAUGACGAAGGCGGCGGAGAGGAAGACACUCAAGCCUUUGAUAUUGGCACGCUGCGGAAUCCUGAAGCCAUAGAGGACAAUAAGUUGCGCCGAGACAUUGUGCCAGAAACGCUGUUCAUGCCACGCCGGACUCCAGUGGUACGAGACAACGCUGACGUCAGAGAUUUUAUUAGCCAAAGGUUAAAGGAGAAUGAUACAGAUCCAACUGCACCCCCUUAUGACUCCCUAGCCACAUAUGCAUAUGAAGGCAGUGGCUCAGUGGCGGACUCUCUUAGCUCUCUGGAGUCGGUGACCACGGAUGGAGACCAGGACUACGAUUACCUCAGCGACUGGGGGCCUCGUUUUAGGAAGUUGGCCGAUAUGUAUGGUGGCGAAGACAGUGAUAAAGACUCCUAAUUAUGUUGCCUUUUCCUUUUUCAAGAAACAGCAGUGAAAUGUGUGAUGUCGAUACUUCUUUCUAUAUAUCAACCAUUCUCGGAAAGGGUUCUCUAAACCUAUUGGUUGAAUUGUUUCUUGACUGCAGUCUUUGUGGAUCUAAUGUCAUUCCCACUGUAAUUUCAGCUUCCAAGAGAGGAAGAAAACCCCACAAAAACCUUUGUUAUUUUUUCCAAUCACGUUUUUAUUUAGGCAGUUCAACGGCCAAGCGGCGAAGCAAUUGAGGGAAAACCCUCCCAAAACAGAUAUGGAAUACUAGUUUUAAUAUGUUUCUGCUAAUUUUGUAAAUGGGAUUAUCUUAAUGUUAUAGCUCACCAAAUAACCUAUAUUUUAAUGAUUCACCCAAGACACAUUUUUAUGCAAAUUAUAUAAUGAGCACCCUAUUUUAAGGAAAUGGUAUGGCUUAUCAUAUAUUAUAGAAAAAGAGUGUAGGUCUCUUAAAAGCUACAAGGGAGCUACAGGUUGUUCUCACUUAACAAACACUUGUUCAGUGGCAUUUGAAGUUACAAUGACACUGAACGAGGGGGUUUAUGGCCAGUCCAAGCCUUGGAGUUGGGCCAUAAUAGCAUCCCUAUGAUCACUUGAUCUCAAUUUGGGCCUGUUGCAGCAUCCCAUAAUCAUGUGACCAUCAUUUUCAACCUUCACUCUGGCUUCCCACAAACAAAAUCGAUAGACUUGCAAGAGUAAAUUGAAAGUAACAUUUGGCUUAAUGACCAUGCGGGAUUCAUUUAACAACACAGCUGGAAGUGCUGGAACUGCCAUGUGAAGUUGGCCUGGUCAAUGUGAUGAUUGGCUUUACAACUGCCUCACUUAACGAUGGGCUUGUUGGUUCCAUUUAUUGUCAUUAAGUGGCAACUACCUGUAAGAUACUUUUAAAGAAAUUCAAUGGUCUUUUGAAUGCUAGGGUUAAUUUUGAAUUGGUCACUUUCCUCAAACUAUCAAAACAUAAUAAUAAUGGACAAUCAGAAGUUAGAAGAAAGGAGAGAGAUGUUUGUGUAUAUAUAUAUGUGCCUGGUAAGUGGUCCUAGCCAAUUGGGUACGAGGGCUACAGUAAUGUACUUUAAGAGAUAUUCUAUUCCUGGAAAGUAGUCUGUUAGAUAAGGUAAUGUAUAGGGAUUGUAACAACGUGUAUCAAGAAAACUGAGUAUUGCUGAAAAUAUGUAUUUAUUUCAAGUAAACCAACUUAAUAAUAAUAAGAGUAGAAUAAUUGAAAUCAAUGAAUUUCAAGUUAGAAAUAUCUAAAUUAAUUCCCACUGAUUUUAGUCACUCUGUUUUCAGCAGGAGUAAGUCUGAGUCCGAUCUAUAAUAUAUAAAGAGGGUUCCUAAUCUGUAUUUUGUGAGCUCAAUUCAUAUUAAUUAUUGCUCAAUACCAUUCAUAUCGGCAAAACAAAGGCUGUUAUGUUCUCUUUAUCAUUCGCCACUUGCUCAGCUGGUGGAUUGCUGCUAUUUCUACCUCCUGCUUCUUAACAAAAUACUCUGGUACUAGAGCCUAGGAUUAAGCUGACAGUAGGUACUAUAUUGUGCAGCAAGGAAAAGACAUGGGAGAAAUAAGGAACUAGUCCCAAGGGAAUGCCUGGCUAAGCAAGCAGCCAGAAGUUGCAUUUGAUACAACCUCACCUUCCAAUAAUAAUCCAGUUGAGGACUGGUUCAUGCUGCGAGGUGGCGCAAGUGGUUAAAUGCAGCACUGCAGGCUACUUCAGCUGAUUGCAGUUCAGCAGUUCGGCUGU
Thamnophis sirtalis is the source of this 2888-nucleotide messenger RNA. The record is from RefSeq and is a predicted model, not a curated record. Lineage: Eukaryota; Metazoa; Chordata; Lepidosauria; Squamata; Natricidae.